Echinops telfairi (small Madagascar hedgehog) is the source of this 3509-nucleotide messenger RNA. RefSeq names its product importin 4 (gene IPO4). The transcript is spliced from 30 exons. Gene Ontology annotation, cellular component: cytoplasm; nucleus. Lineage: Eukaryota; Metazoa; Chordata; Mammalia; Afrosoricida; Tenrecidae. Bases 45 to 3290 code for a protein of 1081 amino acids. Gene Ontology annotation, molecular function: nuclear import signal receptor activity; small GTPase binding. Gene Ontology annotation, biological process: protein import into nucleus. The record is from RefSeq and is a predicted model, not a curated record.
CGCCGGCCCCCUCCCGGCCCGGUAGCGGUGGCUCCACUGCUGCCAUGGCGCCUACCGGCCUGGAGCAGAUCCUGCGGGAGCUACUCCUGCCAGACACCCAGCGUAUCCGGCGGGCCACCGAGCAGCUUCAGAUCGCGCUAAGGGAGCCUGCCGCCCUGCCCGCGCUCUGCGACCUGCUGGCCUCGGCGACCGACCCCCAGAUCAGGCAGUUCGCGGCCGUGCUAGCCCGCAGACGGCUGAGCACCCGCUGGCGGCGGCUGGCGGCGGAGUCUCGGGAGAGCCUCAAGGCCCUGGUCUUGACGUCCCUGCAGAGAGAGGCGGAGCAUUCUGUGACCCUCAGCCUGGCCCAGCUGACAGCCACCAUUUUCCGGAAGGAAGGCCUGGAGACCUGGCCUCAGCUCAUGCAGCUCCUUCAGCACAGCACCCAGAGCCCUCACCUCUCCGAGAGAGAGAAGGGGCUUUUGUUGCUGAGUGUGGUAGUGGCCUCCCGGCCUGAAGCUUUCCAACCCCACCACCGGGAGCUGCUUCGCCUUCUGAAUGAGACCCUGGGUCCAGUGGGCUCCCCAGAGCUGCUCUUCUACUCCCUGCGUACCCUAACAGCCAUGGCCCCCUACCUUGGCACUGAUGAUGUGCCUCUCGCUCGGACAUUGGUGCCCAAGCUCCUCGUGGCUGUGCAGACUCUGAUUCCUGUAGACGAGGCAAAGGCCUGUGAAGCCCUGGAGGCCCUUGAUGAGCUACUGGAGUCAGAGGUUCCCAUCAUCACCCCCCACCUCUCUGAGGUCCUCACGUUCUGCCUGGCGGUGGCAGGGAACGGAGCCUUGGGCAAUGCCAUCCGAGUGCGGAUUCUCUGCUGCCUCACUUUCUUGGUCAAAGUCAAGAGCAAGGCCUUACUGAAGAACCGACUGCUGCCCCCCUUGCUGCACACCCUGUUCCCCAUUAUGACUGCGGAGCCGCAGUUGGGCCAGCUGGACCCUGAGGACCAGGAUUCAGAAGAGGAAGAUUUGGAGUUUGGGCUGGUGGGAGAGACGCCCAAGCACUUUGCCGUUCAGGUUGUGGACAUGCUGGCACUACACCUGCCCCCCGAGAAGCUCUGUCCCCAGCUGAUGCCCAUGCUGGAAGCGGCCUUGCAGAGUGGGAGCCCAUACCAGCGCAAGGCCGGGUUGCUGGUACUGGCUGUGCUGUCUGACGGAGCUGGCGACCACAUCAGGCAGAGACUGCUGUACCCGCUGCUGCAGGUCGUCUGCAAGGGCCUGGAGGACCCGUCUCAAGUUGUGCGCAAUGCUGCACUGUUUGCCCUGGGCCAGUUUUCUGAAAACCUGCAGCCUCACAUCAGCAGCUAUUCAGGGGAGGUGAUGCCGCUGCUCCUUGCUUACCUGAAGUCAGUGCCACCGGGGCACACGCACCACCUAGCCAAGGCCUACUACGCCCUGGAAAACUUCGUGGAGAACCUAGGGCCCAAGGUGCAGCCCUACCUUCCGGAGCUUAUGGAUUGCAUGCUGCAGCCUUUGCGGAACCCCAGCAGCCCUCGGGCCAAGGAGCUGGCUGUGAGCGCCCUGGGGGCCAUCGCCACAGCUGCCCAGGCCUCUGUGAUGCCCUACUUCCCUGCAAUCAUGGAGUGCCUGCGGGAAUUCCUCUUGACAGGCCAGGAGGACCUUCAGCCUGUGCAGAUCCAGAGCCUGGAGACGCUUGGGGUGCUGGCUCGAGCCGUAGGGGAGCCCAUGAGGCCCCUGGCUGAGGAGUGCUGCCAGCUGGGGCUGGGCCUAUGCGACCAGGUAGACGACCCUGAUUUGCGGCGCUGCACGUACAGCCUGUUUGCAGCCUUAUCCGGGCUCCUGGGGGAGGGCCUGGCCCCCCACCUACCCCAAAUCACCACGCUCAUGCUGGUGUCACUGCGCUCCACCGAGGGCAUCGUGCCCCAGUACGACGGCAGCAGCUCCUUCCUGCUGUUUGACGAGGAGAGUGACGGCGAGGAGGAGGAGGAACUCAUGGACGAGGACGUGGACGCAGACUCGGACUCCGAGAUCUCAGGGUACAGUGUGGAGAACGCCUUCUUCGACGAGAAGGAGGACACCUGUGCUGCCCUGGGGGAGAUCGCAGUGAACACCAGCGUGGCCUUCCUUCCCUACAUGGAGAGCGUCUUUGAGGAAGUAUUCCAGCUGUUGGAGUGCCCUCACCUGAGUGUGCGGAAAGCGGCACAUGAGGCCCUGGGUCAAUUCUGCUGCGCGCUGCACAAGGCCUGCCAGAGCUGCCCCUCCGAACACAACCAUGCCGCUCUGCAGGCCGCCCUGGCCCGGGUGGUGCCCUCCUACAUGCAGGCGGUCAGCAGGGAGCGGGAGCGCCAGGUGGUCAUGGCCGUGCUGGAGGCCCUGACUGGGGUGCUGCACCGCUGCGGGAGCACUGCCCUGCAGCCCCCCGGGCGCCUUGCUGAGCUCUGCAGCAUGCUCAAGGCUGUGCUGCAGCGGAAGACUGCCUGCCAGGACACGGAGGAGGAGGAGGAGGAUGAGGAUGACGACCAGGCCGAGUACGACGCCAUGUUGCUGGAGCAUGCUGGAGAGGCCAUCCCCGCCCUAGCCGCUGCGGCGGGGGGAGAUGCCUUUGCCUCUUUCUUUGCUGGCUUCUUGCCAUUACUGCUCUGCAAGACGAAGCAGGGCUGCUCAGUGGCGGAGAAGUCGUUUGCGGUGGGGACGCUGGCAGAGACCAUUCAGGGCCUGGGGGCCGCCUCGGCCCAGUUCGUGUCCCGGCUGCUCCCUGUGCUGCUGAGCACCGCCAGGGACGCCGACCCCGAGGUGCGGAGCAACGCCAUCUUUGGGCUGGGCGUGCUGGCGGAACACGGGGGCCGCCCCGCCCAGGAACACUUCCCCAAGCUCCUGGGGCUUUUGUUGCCCCUCUUAGCACGUGAGCGCCAUGACCGCGUCCGAGACAACAUCUGUGGGGCACUUGCCCGCCUGCUGAUGGCCAGUCCCGCAAGGAAACCGGAGCCCCAGGUGCUGGCUACCUUGUUGCAUGCCCUGCCGCUGAAGGAGGACUUAGAGGAGUGGGUGACCAUGGGGCACCUCUUCAGCUUUCUCUACCAGAGCAGCCCUGACCAGGUUGUGGACGUGGCUCCUGAGCUUCUGCGCAUCUGCAGCCUGGUGCUGGCUGACAACAAGAUCCCCGCAGAUGCCAAGGCCGCACUGCUGCUGCUCCUGACCUUUUUGGCCAAACAGCACGCUGACAGCUUCCAGACAGCCCUGGGCUCGCUGCCUAGUGACAAGGCUCAGGAGCUCCAGGCCACAUUGGGCCUCAGCUAGACCGAGCGGUGGCCAGGCGGAAGAUCAGAGCGGCCCAGGCCCAGGCCCUUACACCAUUUCCCGGCCCGCUGCAGCUCAGUGCACACCAAAGAUCCUGGGCCUCAGCCCACUGCAGUCCCGCCGUUUGCCACCUUACAGGGGCGUCCCCGGGGCAGGACUUGUUAACAACGCAAAUGGAGUCUUGACACCAGACUGCAAUAAAGCAGGCUUCUGCUCAAA